AUGGACACUGACCUACUAGCAGUCUUGGCGAACUCCUUCUCUUGCAAUUCGUCCCUGCCAAGUAUAUCUUAUGAUAAUGAUCUUCCCGUAGUGUACAACUCAUCUAGUGACCACGUCUCUCAGUCUGAACACCAACUGUUAGAGCUGUCUUCCACGUCGACACUACCGUACCAAGCUUUGCUUCAGGACCACGAGCCAGAUUCUGACCGUCACACGUGGAAAGGUGCAUCGGAAGACAGCCCGCUUGCUUCUCUCAGCUUCAGUCGCUCUUGUGAAACGUUCCAGGUCGACUCUCCUGAGAAAUUCAGAAUAGACUCGUCUACAAGUGAGAAAGACGCAUGGCAAAAUCGUAAAUCUAGACGGCAACGUUUAGAAACAUCCACCACCACCCCGACAGUAAUAAAGAGGAGACGCUUGGCGGCCAACGCUCGAGAGAGGCGACGGAUGCACAGCCUCAACGAAGCCUUCGACCGUCUUCGGAAUGUAGUGCCUUCGAUUGGUGAGGAUCGGAAACUGUCUAAGUACGAAACACUGCAGAUGGCUCAGAGUUAUAUUACGGCAUUAUGUGAACUUCUGGAGAGGGAUUAG
Limulus polyphemus (Atlantic horseshoe crab) is the source of this 588-nucleotide messenger RNA. RefSeq names its product neurogenic differentiation factor 1-like. Gene Ontology annotation, molecular function: protein dimerization activity. The transcript has a single exon. The record is from RefSeq and is a predicted model, not a curated record. Lineage: Eukaryota; Metazoa; Arthropoda; Merostomata; Xiphosura; Limulidae. The coding region runs from base 1 to 588 and encodes 195 amino acids.